AUGAACCGAGUUAUCCUACACAUGACUAGAGCUAACUGCAGUUGUCCUAGCCUUGAAAAUUUGGAGACAUUACUUGGAAGGGCUUCUCAUGUCCAAUUAUCAGUUACAAGUGUAGGAGCAUUGUUUGCCAACUUCCAAGUGAGGCCUACUUUGAUUGACACAGUUAGAGAAACUCAAACUCAAGAUCCAGUGUUGAGUAAAUUGAAAGAAGAAGUUAGUAAAGGUAAGCAUACAGAUUAUACCAUUAGAGAUGACGGAGCUUUAGUUAUGAGAAACAGAUUAUGUGUUCCAGAUGAUUCGAAAUUGAAGGGAGAAAUUCUAGAAGAAGCACAUAGUUCAGCUUAUGCGAUGCAUUCAGCAAGUAAACCAGAUCGUCAGAAAACAGCAGGAUUGUUACAAACUUUGCCUAUUCCUAAGUGGAAAUUGGAACACAUUACUAUGAAUUUUCUAUUUGGACUUCCACGGACUCAGAGUGGACAUGAUGGCAUAUGGAUCAUUGUAGACAGGUUAACGAAGACUGCUAGAUUUUUGCCUAUUAAAGUUACUUACUCGUUAGAUAAAUUGGCAAAAAUAUAUGUUAAUGAGAUAAUAAGUUUGUAUGGGACACCAAAAGCUAUGGGUACUAAAUUUCAUUUCAGUACAGCUUUUCAUCCACAAAUAGAUGGUCAGUCAGAAAGAACUAUUCAGACUUUGGAAGACAUGUUACGAGCUUGUGAAGUACAGAACUCCAGUAUGUUGGAUGAAGUUGGCGAAAGAAAGCUAUUGGGUCUUGAAUAUGUCCAUAUUACUGCUGAGAAAGUAAAGAUAAUUAAAGAAAAGUUAAAGACAGCCCAAGAUAGACAGAAGAACUAUGCAGAUAGACACAGAAGAUACCUUGAAUUUGAUGUUGGAGAUAGAAGCAAUCAUGCUGUAGAAGAAGGGACAUGGAAAAAAGAAGAGCAGAUGCGUUCUCAAAGGGCCUUGGCCAUGUUCUAUCCUACACAGAGGGGUCUUGACCUGACAUUGGUCUUGAUCGUGGUCUUAAUGGUGGGUCCGACUUUUAGUUGGUAUCUAUCAUCAGCGCAUACCAUGUCCGGAUAUAGUAGUGUUACACGAAGCGGGGUGUGUCGGUAUUUGUCCAAUUGGUACCAACAUUCUGAUUAA
Messenger RNA from Olea europaea var. sylvestris, 1143 nucleotides. RefSeq lists its product as uncharacterized. NCBI's taxonomy places the organism in Eukaryota, Viridiplantae, Streptophyta, Magnoliopsida, Lamiales, Oleaceae. Bases 1 to 1143 code for a protein of 380 amino acids. The transcript has 10 exons. The record is from RefSeq and is a predicted model, not a curated record. Gene Ontology annotation, molecular function: nucleic acid binding.